AUGAAGUACAUCCAAUCUUCCGAGCUCUUGGAGCUCCCAGAGGGAGUGUCCGUCCAAAUCAAGUCGAGAAUCAUCACUGUCACCGGUCCAAGAGGUCAGUUGAGCAAGAACUUGAGACACAUCGACGUCACUUUCACCAAGAUCUCCGACAAACAAAUCAAGAUCACUGUCCACAACGGUGACAGAAAGCACGUCGCCACUUUGAGAACCGUCAAGUCCUUGAUUGCCAACCUUGUCAAGGGUGUCACUGUCGGAUUCAAGUACAAGAUGAGAUUCGUGUACGCGCACUUCCCUAUCAACGUUAACGUUGUUAACGAGGACGGCCAAGAAUUCGUCGAGAUCAGAAACUUCUUGGGUGAGAAGAGACUCAGAAAGGUCAAGGUCUGGGAAGGAUGCAAGGCCACUAUCUCCACUGCUCAAAAGGACGAGCUGAUUGUUGAGGGUAACUCUCUGGAGAACGUUUCGCAGACCUGUGCUGACAUUCAGCAGAUCUGCAGAGUCAGAAACAAGGAUAUCAGAAAGUUCUUGGACGGUAUCUACGUUUCUGAGAAGGGCCACAUCAGGCAGCAGCAGAGUAAGCAGUCUGCUGACCCUGCGGCGAAGAAGAGCGUGCGCAAGUUUUUCGAGUCGCGCAGGGAGCAGCUGGAGAAGGUUGACAAGUUCAACAGUGUCACGUUUGUGGGUUCCAUGAACGCCAAAGAGGCUAGUUUCUUCUGCGAUGUUUGUAAUAGAAGAUUCAAAGACGACCUCAAGUUUGUGGAACACCUCAAUUCCAAGGAGCAUUUGGUGAAUUCUGGAAUUUCAAGCGAGGCAGAGCUUCAGCGCGAAGUGACGCUCGACCAGGUGAAGGAGAGACUCAAGCAAUUGAAGGCAAAGAUGGAAAGGACCCGGGAGAAGGCUCCCGAGGUAGAUUUUGCUACUGGGGUGCAACAGAUGAGAGAGAAGUACGAGCAGGAGAAGCAGAAGAGGAAGGCCAAGAAACGGAAGCGUCAUGAGCGCCAGGACCCUGAUGUAGACGGGGAGGACCUUGAAAUCAAGAAAUUGAUGGGGUUUGGCAGUUUCAAAAAGUAG
This is a messenger RNA of Ogataea angusta, 1071 nucleotides long. RefSeq lists its product as uncharacterized. The record is from RefSeq and is a predicted model, not a curated record. Bases 1 to 1071 code for a protein of 356 amino acids. The transcript is spliced from 2 exons. NCBI's taxonomy places the organism in Eukaryota, Fungi, Ascomycota, Pichiomycetes, Pichiales, Pichiaceae. Gene Ontology annotation, biological process: cytoplasmic translation. Gene Ontology annotation, cellular component: ribosome; cytosolic large ribosomal subunit. Gene Ontology annotation, molecular function: rRNA binding; structural constituent of ribosome.